GAUGAGUCUGAACCUACGGUCUGAACCUGCGGUGUGAACAGGGAGGGUCACCGAGGUGCUGACGCCUCUUCUCGGUCUCAGUGUCAACAUGUCGCCGCCUCUCCUCCUCCUCUUCUCCUCUCCUCUCUGACCGGCCACAGUUUGUCACAGGUCCCGCUCGAUGGCGGCUGCACUGAGGAAGAUGCGGCUUUCGGAAGCGGGGCGAAUUACCGUGAGCUCGGCGACCAGCUAACGCCGAUUAGCUCGCUAACGCGCCGUGUUCGCAUGACGCCGUCCGGCCUCGCUAAUUGCACCGCUAGCUCCCAGUUGGCGGCCGCGGGGAGGAUGAGUCGAGGUUCGCCCGGCAGAGGAGGUGAAGUCAUGUCAUCGAACGAGAACACGCCGAGAAGUGGAGGAAUAAAGAUGAGGACGACCCGAAGCGCUGGUCCCUCCACGCCAGUGAAUGGACGACAAGGUAACGGCUGGGACAGCAGGCGCAAGAGGAAGACUGCGGACAUCACACAGGCCCUGAACGUGAGUCCAGUGGAUGUGGCGGCUCUGAGGAGGAUGGCCAUCAGUGAAGGAGGACUGCUGACGGACGAGAUGCGAUGUCAAGUGUGGCCUCGCCUGCUCAACGUGCCCCUGCAGGUCCUGGACCAGGAGCCAGAGACGGUGGAGCGAGAGAACAACAAGGACUACAAUCAGGUCCUGCUGGACGUCCAGCGCUCACUGCGGAGGUUCCCACCAGGUAUGCCAGACGAGCAGAGGGAGGGUCUCCAGGAAGAACUGACUGACAUCAUCCUCAGAGUCCUGAAACGUAAUCCCCAGCUGCACUACUACCAAGGAUACCACGACAUUGUUGUCACCUUCUUAUUGGUCCUGGGAGAGCGCCGCGCGACUGCUCUCGUAGAAAAGCUCUCCACUCAUCACCUCAGGGACUUCAUGGAUCCCACCAUGGACAACACAAAACAUAUUCUCAACUAUUUGAUGCCCAUCAUUGAGAGAGUCAACCCAGAGGUGCAUGACUUCAUGCAACAGGCUGAAGUGGGAACAGUCUUCGCUCUCAGUUGGCUGAUCACCUGGUUCGGCCACGUCCUGUCAGACUUCCGCCACGUUGUCCGGUUGUACGACUUCUUCUUGGCCUGCCACCCGCUAAUGCCCAUCUACUUUGCUGCUGUGAUUGUACUGUACAGAGAAGAGGAGGUGCUGGACUGUGAAUGCGACAUGGCCAUGGUUCAUCAUCUGCUGUCUCAGAUUCCUCAGGAUCUGCCCUAUGAGACCCUGAUCAGCCGAGCAGGAGACCUCUUCGUCCAGUUUCCUCCCUCUGAACUGGCCAAAGAAGCUGCCUCACAUGACUGCAUGGCCAGCUCUACCUUUAAGGACUUUGAUCUUGCGUCCACUCAACAGCGACCGGACUCAGUUCUCCGUCGCCGACGCAGACAGAAGCAGGCUGCACUGGAGAGCGCAGCAGCCAGUUCAGUAGUAACAGUGACUCAGCCUUCAGCAGCGCGGCGCUUUGUCCGACUGGCUGUCAUGGGUCUGACGGUGGCUUUAGGGGCAGCAGCCCUUGCUGUGGUCAACACUGCGUUGAACAAGCUGGACCUGUUUCCUUGAAGCGCUCCUCGUCUACCCCUGCACUCCAACGCAUCAUCCCUCAAGUGACUCUAGUUGGUGCAGACCCUGCAGUUGAUAACACUGUCUGGAGUGAACGCUCUAAACUGAACCAGUUAACGCUCCUCAUUCGUCUUCUAGGAUGCUACUAAUCAUCCCACUCCACAUAGGGCUUCUCAGCCCCCUGCUGAGGGUCAUAUGACUCCUGAAGAACAUGCAGCAGUUUGGGUUACAGCUGCUAAUGUUCUGAAGUGAAGAAUCCAUCCUGUUAUAAUGAAGAGACUUUAUUUCUAAGGACUUAUUAUUGAUGGUGUCGUUAUUAAAGUUUAUUUAUAUUUGGUAUUAGGAUAAUCUGAUAUUGAGUAAUCCUCAGAGAUUUAUGUUGAAAGCUUGGUGGACUCACUACACUUGAAACUGCUGCCAAGUUUAAGUGUGUAUGUGUGCGUGCGUGGGUGCAUGUGUGUGUGUGGUCGCAAUCUGUUUGUAAUCUAUUUGAUACUUGGACUGAGACCAAAUAGAGGGUUGAUAGAAUCCUCUUUUUGUAUAAUUUAGUGUUUCUUAAUUUAGAGAUAUGUCAGAAUAUAGAGGGAUAUGAUCACGUCACACAGGCACUUUUUAAGGUUUUAAUAGUUUUAGGUCACUUUGGUGAGUUCUCACCCCUGACUACACAUUUCAGCUUUGAAUCAUCGAUGGGUCAAAAAUGUUUCUGGUAUUAUCAAAGUAAAUAUACUGUAGCCUGCUUGAGACUUAAUUUUGUAUCUCAAAACUUAAAGCAACACUAUGCAACUUUUUAAAUCUUAAAAUAGCAGCUUCAAAAUUAAAAUGGUGCUGCUCUCAUUUCCACUCCUCACCCCAAACGUCUGCUCUUGUUCUAUAUAACUUUGGUGAGCAGGUACGAUCUCCUGUGAGAAGUGUGUAACUGACUGGUCUCAGUUUAAAUCCUCAGCAUCAGGCCCAGCAAGGUCGAGAGUAAUUCUGAACUGUUGAUUAGUUAAAACCAGCGUUUAUAUCCCAUAUUCAGCGGGGAAACUUUUAAAAUAUGAAGAACUCUAAACCGAGUUUGGUGUAUUUGUUACAACAGCAGCUCUUCUGGUUCAGGAAGCCAGGGAUCAUGGGUAAUAUCCACUGAUCAGUUGUGCUUCAGUUCAGUGAGUGGGAUACGCAGUCAGAGCUCUGGUCAACACAUUGCCGGGCUUUGCUUUUUCUCUGCAUGAAAACCCAGCAGAAUGAAUCACCAUGUGUGGCUGCAGAGGGCGCUGUUGCUCAGUAAAAGUUACAUAUUGUUGCUUUAAAUCCGAGGAGUAGGCUCCAGAUUAGAGUUCAGCUUUCACAGUCCAAGUAAAAAAGAAAAUCAACCAUGAAAUGGUUAAAUAGAGCUUUCCAGUUUUUGUAGUUAAUUGCUCAGUUGUGCAACCUUAAAGAUGUGUCUGUGUUUCAUGUGCCCGUAUUUACAGGGAUACAUUUUCUGCUCUGCUUAUACUAGGGUAGGUGAUGGAAUCUGACAUCGUAGUUCAGCAGCAAACUCACUCACUCACUUAAUGCCUGUAAAAUUUCAGAGCUGGGUUAUGUAGUAUUUGGAUUGACACAGUGGGCGACCCAGUUUGCACUGGUUGCGUUAGUUUUGCAAUCACAAUUAGUUUGUUAGGCACUUUGCUGACGCCUGCUGAAAAGGUGCUCCUGUUAGAAAAACCUUUUCAAUAAAUAGUGUCCAACAUUUGUUUAAAACACGACUGAUUUAGUAAAUAGGAUUGUUAAAGUCUAGAAUGGGCAACAUUUGAUUUCAGAGACAGUCCAGCUCAUUCCAGUGUUUGUCAUUUUCAUUUGAUUAAAUAUUUUAAAUCAGGAUUGCUUAUUUGUAAGUGGUGUGGUACUCAACUGAAUAAGUCCUACCAGAAAAUAAUCUACCUAGUUUGUCAAAACACUAAGAAUUGUAGUUGCCUGUAUUGGGCAGCACAGAAAAACAACUACAAACAUAUCGUGGAAUAAUUGAAGUAACAUGUUAGAAAACAUUUUUUUUGCUUCUGUAUAUAAGGAAAUGAAUACCUGGGCUUCCCAUUCCAAUAUUAUGGUCCAUUAAUUUAUUGCCUUUAUAAUACCUACUGAUGAAAAUGAGGGUGAGGCUCUGAGCAGCCCGAGAGUGGAGCUGUUUAGCAGUAUCGUAACACAACAUGUAUCUGCACUCAGUGGUUUUCAUGUAUUUUCAUUGCACUAAAUGAUUUAUCUGCCUUUUACAUUUAUUUUGGGAUAAUUAUCAUACUGAUGUAAAAUUGUACAAGAGAAUGCUAAUAAACUAUAGUGAAAAGUGUAUUUGUUUGGGCAGUUACACAUUAAUGUGUUGAUUUAUUUUCACCAAAUAAAGUUUAAGAUUUUUCAGAUAUGUUUUAAAACAAAAAUACUAA
Molecule: messenger RNA, 3989 nt
Organism: Hippoglossus stenolepis (Pacific halibut)
Lineage: Eukaryota; Metazoa; Chordata; Actinopteri; Pleuronectiformes; Pleuronectidae
Gene: tbc1d20
Product: TBC1 domain family, member 20
Exons: 8
Coding region: 265-1593 (442 amino acids)
Biological process (GO): endoplasmic reticulum to Golgi vesicle-mediated transport; positive regulation of GTPase activity
Cellular component (GO): endoplasmic reticulum membrane
Molecular function (GO): GTPase activator activity
Source: RefSeq, a predicted model, not a curated record